This is a messenger RNA of Salmo salar (Atlantic salmon), 1929 nucleotides long. Its product is annotated as neutral cholesterol ester hydrolase 1. Gene Ontology annotation, molecular function: carboxylic ester hydrolase activity. Gene Ontology annotation, cellular component: membrane. NCBI's taxonomy places the organism in Eukaryota, Metazoa, Chordata, Actinopteri, Salmoniformes, Salmonidae. The record is from RefSeq and is a predicted model, not a curated record.
ACGUUACCGCUGAGCAGAGGAGAGCAAUGUUUUACAUUUCGACUCCAAAAAGAAAAUACGACACCGAUGUGCAAAAACAAGGCGUGUAACUUGUUAACUAUCGUCAGCGUAUUCAGAAUAUGUCAUUUCUAUAAUUAUUGCAUGUUCCGCUUUACAGGUAUUAACGAGCAAAAUUCCGAAUCUUUAAUAUAAAAGCUAACUAAACGUUACACCACAUUGGACUUUGGCAGUGUUGUCACACUGACUGCACUAUGUUCCCUGUGAUUUACGUGUUCAUGUUGGGGAGAUAGCUAGUAAUACUGGUGUUACAAAGAUGAAGUUGUCUUCUGUUGUCGUAACAUUGAUAUUAACGGUGGGUGUUCCUUAUUACAUCUAUACACCGUUACCUGCUGCCAUCGAGGAGCCUUUGAAACUGAUGCUGCUGGACGCCUUUUUCCGUGCUAUGCUGCAAGUGGGUGACCUGUGCCAGUAUCUGGGUCUCAGUCACCACAUCACAAUGAUUCGGGGGCCCACAUUGGGGCUGGGGUCCCCGGGGGAGAUGGCGGGAGGACAGGGAGGCAGGGUGAGGGUGAGUGACGUGGACUUUGACAGAGUCCCGGUGCGCGUGUACGAGCCCCCCGCCGCAGGGGGAGGAGAGGGGGGUCUGAGGAGGGCUGUGAUGUUCUACCAUGGAGGAGGAUGGGCCCUGGGGACCACCAAGAUGGGGAGCUAUGAUGUCUUGUGUAGGCAGAUGUCUGAUGAGCUGAAUGCAGUGGUUGUGUCUGUUGAGUACCGUCUGGCUCCAGAAGUGCAUUUCCCUGUGCAGUAUGAGGACUGUCUGGCUGCGGCCAAGCACUUCUUGGAGCCGGGCAUUCUGGGAAAGUUGUCUGUGGAUCCACAGCGCGUGGCUGUGUCAGGCGACAGCGCUGGAGGAAAUCUCGCUGCAGCGGUCGCACAGCAGAUCUCGGUAGAUGACAGUGUGAGUGUGAAGUUCAGUGUUCAGGCGUUAAUCUACCCAGUCCUCCAGGGUCUAGACCUCAACACUCCAUCCCACCAACAGAACCACAACAUACCCAUGCUACACCGCUUUAUGAUGGCCAGGUUCUGGCUGCUCUACCUGGGGGUUGAUACCUCUCUCCAUCCCAUCCUCUUGUCCCCCUCCUUACUCCAUCAUCCCUCCAUCCCUCCCUCCGUCCGCUCCCAUCUCAACUGGACCACCCUUCUGCCGGCCAAACACAUUAAGCAUUACAAGCCUGUUGGCAUGGAGACGGGGUCAUGGGAGGUCACAGGGCAGGAGGGUGAUCUUCUCCCGGGGUUGCUGGAUGUCCGAGCGGCGCCGCUGCUGGCGGAGCAGGGGGUUCUGGGUAGAACGCCGCGAGCUUACAUCCUAACGUGUGAGUACGAUGUGCUCAGAGACGAUGGGUUGAUGUACACCAGGAGGCUACAAGACGCGGGCGUCGCUGUUUCCAGCCAUCACUAUGACGACGGUUUCCACGGCGCCUUAAGUUUUGCGCACUCGCCGUUUUACUUCGAUGUGGGGAAAAGAAUGAUCAGAGGAUACAUGGACUGGCUGCAGGAAAACCUCUAGAGUCCUAUUUCUAGAAUAGAUUGGGUUAAAUUAUGCAAUGUGCACAACUGGGUUAUACAUCAAUGCAAUCUAUAUAGAAUUGUGCCUAGAUGGAAAAACAAUGAGGACUCAAAAGGUAGGGUCAUACAACACGAUCCCUGGUGCUGUAAAAAGCAAUAACAAACCUUGAAAAUGAAGUAUGUUCUUUAGACGGGGUAUUGAGUGAGGACUUUUCAACCCACAACACAGAGCUUGAUUGUUUUCCACUGAACAGAAUGAUCUCAGUUGUCCCCAGUAACUGCUGCUGGGUGUCAGUACUUUAUGUACAAUUAUGAUUGUAAUGGUUGAUAGAUGUUUAACCCUCCAAUAAAUACUGAUCAGUU